AUUUGGGCGUUAUCGCAAAUUAAAGCUGAUCUAUGAUAGACCACACUGUUGAAACGCACGAUAUUAUUCACAAAUAGGCCUACUUAGUUUUACUUUUAUUGCUCCGCCUGGAACUGUGAUCCAUUAAUCGUCUUGCCCUUAAUCACCGGGCGAAUCAGACGAGAGCUGCAAGUUGGGCGCAACUUUGAAUUCUGUGCUAGUUAGCGUCAUUUUACGUUUUUUAAACAUCCUAUAGUUUAACAGGAACCAGGGUUUAUGUUAGGUAAAGUAAAUGCGACGAGUUUCCGCGGAACAGAUAGUGUGCUUAUAGAGACUUUUGCCAAAAGCGCAUGGAUGAGGACCGCUCCAGGACUAUAGGACACCAACUAAGCGAAGAAAACCCCUUCACUCUUUAGUCCAGGCUGCAACCGGACAGAGACCUGAGGUUUAUGUUGAUACGGUUUUCCAUUCUUCUUUAAUCUCAGUGCUUUAAGCUGAUUUAUGUUCGAUCCGCUGCCCACGCGCGCAGUUCAAAGUGCGUCUCGAUGCGCAAAUUGUUUCACUCAAUCGGAGUGUUGACGGGUUCGGUCCAGCACCUGGUGCCCAUACGAACUGGCUGACAAGCUCAAAUUAAGAACUGGACAUCUGAAUAUCUUCAUUUUUCUGUCACAUCUCAAUAAAUGGGGAACCUAGAUAAUUGCUCUCUAAGGGAUUGUGCUUUCUGUUAAACUCAUACCGCACCACUUGUUUUGAAAUCGGUAGGCUACACCUUAAACAAGACCAUGAUGUUUUUGAAAUUGCUUCUUCCACUGAUGUCCAUCGUUUUGACACGAGGUGUUCAUGGUCAGAUGGUCCAGAUGGACAGCAGUAAGUCAGGAUUUGUGGGCUCACAGGUAGAGCUACGCUGUCAGUUUGUCAACAGCAACCCACCUGUAAAAAUCUCACAGGUCACCUGGCAGAAGCUAGUCAAUGGCACUAAGCAGAAUGUCGCCAUCGCCAAUCCAGCCCUGGGGGUGUCAGUACUGAGCCCCUUCAAAGAGCGUGUGCGCUUCAAGAACCCCGCCGUCCGCCAGCGCACGCCUUCCCUGGAGGACACCACCAUAGUCUUCAGCAAACUAAAACUGUCGGAUGAAUCCACCUACAUCUGCGAGUACACAACCUUCCCAGCUGGCAACAGGGAGAACAUGGUUAAUCUCACUGUUUAUGCUCGCCCUAUGAUCCAGAUGAGUCUUUCCACACCCUCCAUAGUGGCGGGAACCAAAGAUCUGAAGAUGACUGUUGCCACAUGCGUUUCUGCCAAUGGGAAGCCACCCAGUGUGAUCACAUGGGAAACUGAUUUAAAUGGAGAAUCCAACACCCAGGAGAUACGCAACUCUGAUGGGACUGUCACAGUGCGCAGUGAUUACUUGGUGGUUCCCAGUCGAGAAAUACACCAACAGCUGCUCACCUGCAUCUCCACAUAUAAUGACGAACAAUACACAGACAGUGUAACGCUCAACAUUCAGUAUGAACCAGAGGUGAUAAUAGAGGGCUUCGAUGGGAACUGGUAUUUGAACAGAGAAAAUGUUCAGCUCACCUGCUUGGCUGAUGCCAACCCACCCAUCUCAUUGUUACAGUGGAGAUACUUGAAUGGAACUAUGCCGAGUACAGCAGAGCUUCGUGACGAUGUGCUGAUCUUUAAAGGUCCUGUAACCUAUGACAUCGCAGGCACAUACAUCUGUGACGCCAGCAACAGCAUUGGGACAGGCUCUGCGUCCGUUGAGGUCAUUGUCACAGAAUUCCCUAGCUAUCCACACGAGGUGUCUCAGGAGCCACAGCAAGAUUUUGCCAUCAUUGGUGGAGCUGUUGUUUGUGGCACAGUGCUGUUGGCCGCCAUUACGCUCCUGGUAGUGUUUUUAUAUCGCCGGAGAAGCAUGUUUAAAGGAGAUUACAAUACCAAGAAGCAAAUCCUUGGAAAUGGUUACAGCAAGGCUGGCAAUGUGCCGUCACACCCCUCAUUACCUCACAGUCUGACCUUUUCCGAAGACUCAGAUGAAGAGAAGAAGCUGGGAAUUUACAGAGGCUCCAGUAUCUUAGGAAGAAGUGUUCAGGAGUUCCACAACUGCCAUGACAGCAGGAUGAAGGCCUACCACAUGGGACUGAUCGAGGACCAUGACAGAUGCGGACAUAGUGAGCAGACUUACAUUUAUGAUUACGGAUCUGAGGUGGAGGUCUCAGUGGACAUGAUUCCUCAGAUGGACGGCUCUGUCAUCUCUAAAGAAGAGUGGUAUGUGUAGGACUCAAGACUUUGAGCUUCUCAGCAUCUUCUUGUUCCUUGUCAUCUUCUUCCUUUUGAAGCAGGCUUUGGGAUCCAAACUCACAAUGGAUUCAAUUCACCUAGAGGACAUUGUUGACAUGAAAAUCCAAACUGAUGAUAAAUGUUUGGAGAUGGGCCAAUGAAUGGCCACAUUGUUGACUUUGCCUGAUAAAAUUUCUCUGUUUCAAAACCUAGCGAGCUGUUUACAGCAGUCAUCGUAAUUAUGCAUAGAUAUUUGCAUAAUUAUAUGCUGCGUCUUGAAAUGCCUAAUUUUAGACCAAUUCUAAAUCAGCAUUACAGUCUCUCACAUAGAAUGAGAUGAAUAUGUGUUUUAUUAUGCAGUUCUAAGUUAUAUUUCUUAUACUUAAAAAUAACGAUAUACAUAUUUAAAUGUGAUUCAUUGUUUUACCAAUGUGAGCUUUGAGCUUAGCAACGGCUAACUUCAAACUCUAUUGAAAUUUAUAGUGAUUUGUGUUCUUUCUUACCCCUUACGAAAAUUAGCCAUGGUUUGACUAUACUAACCACAGUUUAACCAUAGUAUUUGUAGUAAAAAACUGUGGUUAUACAAAUAGUAAUCAAUAGGCUACACACACAAAAAAAAAAACAUGGUUAUAGCCUACUACACUUUUACUAAACCACUAUUUAUGUGCUGCACAGAGUUUCUGCCUAUGUUGGCAUCGUAAAUUGGUCAUUUUCAGUGUUGUUUAGGAUGCUGGCUCACAGGGUUUUCGAAUAGUGCUGUUAGCUUAGCAACAUACUAACUUCAAACUGUAUUGCAUUCGGUUGUAAAUUGUGUUCAACCGUGCAGAGUGCUUUUUAUGUGACACACUUAAUUCCUACCUAUGUUGGCAUCCUAAAUUGGUCACUUUCAAUGUUGUUUAGGAUGUUGAAUCACAAGGUUUUCUUACAGUGUUAUUAGCUUAGCAACAUGCUAACUUCAAACUGUAUUGAAAAGUGUGUUGUUUUCUGUGUGGAGUGUUUGUGCUGUUCUAAUAGCAACAUGCUAACUUCUAUUGAAAUUGAUUGUGAUUUGCGUUCCUUAGUAUAGAGCACAAUUUACGUGGGACACAGAGUUUCUAUGAUGGCGUCCUAAAUCAGUUAUUUUCCAUUACGUUUAGGAUGCUGACUCACUAGGUUUUGUAACAGAGUUAUCUCUAACAUAAACUAGGUAUUUGUUUGGAAGAGAAUACAUGUCUUGACAGCGCCGUUGUAUUGAGAAAGAAUUUUCGCCUCGGGAUAGUGUUUACUUAAGAGCAGUUGAAACUUCACUAUAACCUAUAAAUUGUGAAAGUCUUACACUGUGCAUAUAAUUUUGUGCAUGAUUCAUGGAAACAUUGCCUUGUUUUGUCAGAUAUUGUGUUUUUUGUUUAUUGAAACAGAAUAGUGAAUUUCUGGCUGCUGUAAUCACAGGUUCCAUAAUACAGUACAAUAAACUGCACUGCAGUAGUCAAAUACCACCUAUAAAGAACAUAUACGUGUAUAUAAACAAUCACACAAUUCAAAUAUGGUUGUAGCUUUUAAGAGUCAGUGAGUCAAUGCAUGUCUCAGUGGCUGCAAUCUACAAUAUGAGUUAUUGAUUUGUAUUUGAAGUUAAGAUGUUAUGAAAACAUUGUACUAUAAAAGAAAUAGCUUUGAAAUGCUAAAUUAUUUCAUUUUUGACACCGAGGAACAAACUGGUUGAAUGUUGUAUGGUCUUUUGCAGGUGGUCUUCAGCUAAUGUACUGUACUUCCAUAUGAUGUGCUGUAAAAUUUCUAAUACAAUGUGUUUUGUGCUAAUUGGAAAGAUUUAUGAGUGUUUUUUUCCAUUUGUAAAUUUCUUUUAGAAAGCAGCAAAAAGGUCAGUUUCACCAUAAUGAUAGAAAUUGCCCUACUGGUUCAGUAACAUAAAUUUGUUAAUAUAACAUUCAGGAAACUCUUGAUGUGUUUUUGUGUCCUUUAUGUGUUAAACUUCAUUAUGCUGCCAAGAACAUAUUCAGAUAUACAGUGUUUGUUUUUGCUGUACUUUUGUCAUUUGUAUUUAUUGUAAAAUCACAAGUGUUAAUAAGUCUUGUGAAUUCUCUGCUGUCAAAUAAAAAUGGUAUAAAUCAAUUGUUAAGAUAGUCAAGAUAAAAAUGUACCUAUAGUGUCUUCAUCGUCUGAUUAUGAAUAAUGUUUUGCUUCUAAUAUAUCAGAAUCAAUAAAUGAAUAAGCACAU
Onychostoma macrolepis is the source of this 4469-nucleotide messenger RNA. It is a transcript of the gene nectin1a, whose product is annotated as nectin cell adhesion molecule 1a. Gene Ontology annotation, cellular component: adherens junction. Gene Ontology annotation, biological process: protein localization to cell junction; homophilic cell-cell adhesion; heterophilic cell-cell adhesion. Lineage: Eukaryota; Metazoa; Chordata; Actinopteri; Cypriniformes; Cyprinidae. Bases 762 to 2255 code for a protein of 497 amino acids. The record is from RefSeq and is a predicted model, not a curated record. The transcript is spliced from 6 exons.